AUGACUUCGUACGCGUCGUAUAUUCCUAUGGGCACAAUUCCUGUCGAUGGUCCCAGCCCCUACAACAGGCAAUUUACUGGUGAAAUUGCCUCUCCUUCUGGCCUCACCCGUGGGCCGAACUUUUUUACACCCUUAACUUAUGACGGAUACACUGGGCAAGGCACGGCAUGGGUUGUAGAAGAACAACACGACUUGUAUCAUGGGAAUCCACAGACCCCUUCCAAGCGAAGGAGUGUACCCAAAACACACCCCUACCAUUACGCCCAUGACACGGCGCGUUCGCCUACCCGCGCCAAGUUCUCCAUUCCGGAGCCACCUCCUGGGUAUUUCCCCUUCUAUUCUGAAGGUUCGCAUUUGAUAACGCGUCCCAGGAGAGUAUACGCGGUGUCUCAGGCCACAGACGCGUAUAGUGACGCGUCUUACUCGCCUUCACCUCCGAUACAGAUGCGCCUGCCUGAUCCCUCACUGAUUCCGAAGAGGAGAUCCCCCUCGGAGGAGUCGGUAGAGAGCCUCAGCAGGAUGCAGCGGGAUGCGUUCACGACUCAGCGUGGACCUUCUAACUGUGAACGCGUGCCGCAGGCCGUGUUCAGAGCUCCCGCGUCGUCUGGCUCGUUCCGGUACCAGGACAUUGCGUUCCAUAAGGAAGGGUUCCCCGAGCCUGGCAUCCGUGUAGGGGAGAUUGGGCAGCCAACGUUUUUGUUGGAAGGUGCGACCGAGUGCACCCUCCCCAAUACCGGAGAUAGUUUUUUGAGCAUCCAGAUCAUGUGGCCUGGGUACGAGCCGUACAAGUUUAAGCUCAAGGCGUUUAUGGGAGAGGGCCGCGCGAAGGUUCCAAUCACGCACGAAACUAUUGCCAACAGACUUUGUGCGGAGCUUCUCGAGUUCAAGAAGUGCCUGAAGGUUGUUGACCCUAUGCUGGCCCACUCCUGGUGGAUCUCUAGACACUACGGUGACGCUGGUAUCGACAUCAAUCAGCUCUUCCUCUCGCACAUGGUGCACCGUGGUGGUUCUCACUGGCAGGUAGAGUUGUGGGCUCCCAGACGUCAGCGUCACUCAUAA
Molecule: messenger RNA, 1059 nt
Organism: Psilocybe cubensis
Lineage: Eukaryota; Fungi; Basidiomycota; Agaricomycetes; Agaricales; Agrocybaceae
Exons: 4
Coding region: 1-1059 (352 amino acids)
Source: RefSeq, a predicted model, not a curated record